This is a messenger RNA of Pungitius pungitius (ninespine stickleback), 652 nucleotides long. RefSeq lists its product as uncharacterized. The transcript is spliced from 3 exons. Lineage: Eukaryota; Metazoa; Chordata; Actinopteri; Perciformes; Gasterosteidae. The coding region runs from base 222 to 620 and encodes 132 amino acids. The record is from RefSeq and is a predicted model, not a curated record.
UCCCCCCUCUCACUGGACUCAAACUGGCAGUGAACUCACGCACUGCGUGAGCUUCGCCGAGGCUCGGUCGGAAAGAGACACUCGGGCGGCUCAGGCUUUGGAAAGUGGGAUCUCCGCUGGGUUUCUGUUCCUGUCUUUUUUUUUUUUUGGUGGACUGUUAGAUGAGAGCAGGAGGAAAUCUCAGCCUCAGUCUCCUCCAACAGUGACCACCAAGCACAUCCAUGACUUUACAUACCUGGCUGGUGUAUAGGCUUGGAUUUAUCUUGGUUUGGGCACUCUACUUGAAACAGGUCCAGGGGCUGCAGUGCUAUGGCUGCAACAUCAUCCAGGGCCAGAGGUACGUGGACGUGGGCUGCUCAAACCCAGAGGUCAUCACCUGCACCCACUCGCACAAAGGCUUCAAACACCGCUUCUGCAUCAAGACAGAGAGCACGGCCCUGGGAAUCGUCCUGACCAGUGGUUGUGCCACAUCCAGACACUGCCAGCAACAUGAGCUGCCGGGGGUGCGCAUCCACUGCUGUGACUCGGACCUAUGUAACAGCGCCCCCUCCUGGCACCCAGGCGCACUCCAUUACAUCGGUGCCCUCUUCAGCCUCUUGCUAUUGAGGAUGUGGUUGUGAUGAUGGAGUCAAUCUGGAGAGGGACAUAAAAC